Messenger RNA from Zingiber officinale, 1563 nucleotides. RefSeq lists its product as uncharacterized. NCBI's taxonomy places the organism in Eukaryota, Viridiplantae, Streptophyta, Magnoliopsida, Zingiberales, Zingiberaceae. The record is from RefSeq and is a predicted model, not a curated record. The coding region runs from base 437 to 1294 and encodes 285 amino acids. The transcript has 7 exons.
CAAAGGGUAAAUUAUUAAGAUUUUAAAGUGGCAAAUUGGAAACUUCCCCAAAAGCAAAUGGGCCGAGAAUAUUGGGCAGGCCCAUUCACUAUAAGGCCGGCCCAUCUACGUCGUUGUCUCAUCCUAGUUCCUCGGGCGGCUUCCUUCUGAUGCCGUGAGAGCGAAAGCCCGAGCGAGGGCGGCCUCUCCGCUCUUCCCCGCCUCUCCUUGCCUCUUCGUUUCCUUCGCCAUUCGUAUCUUGUGGUCGCGGAGAGAGAGUGAAGGGAAGGAGGGGUCUCCUUACGUCCUCCUCCUCGCUGCCGUGGCAGCCUUGCGAAGCCGUAGAUACGGCCAACAAAAGAGUUGGAAGGAGCUACAACUUGAUGAAUUAUUUGUUAUCUAUUGAGAAAGAAUUGUACUUUCUAGGGCUAUAUUGUUAAAGGAAGUUCUUGUCCAUAUGAACUUAAACAUGCUGACAGUACAUCAAGUUCGAUCAUUUCAGAAUCAUUGGAUAGAUGGAAAUACAAAGACAUAUGUGCCACAUAAUAUGGGCAGCAGCAGCCAACAUACUUAUAACUCAAACAGCAUAAGACCUUUCCAGCAUCCUCUUGAUAUAUCAUGCAUACAAAGAUUUCGGAUGCUUUCGAGCAUAAAGUCUCAUAGGUGUAGAACAAGAAUCAUUCACCACUGUAGGUCCCCAAAUGAAGGAGUCAGGAAAAACUUGCUUUGUCAUUGGGAUAGUAAUGCUUCAUCGGAUCAGGACUAUCGCUCUUCCAGAAACAUCGCCAUAAGUUUGUUCAAGCGGUACCGAAAUGUAAUUGAUCGCGGAAGUGGUGACAACCUUAAAGAAUUCAUCUCUGCUGGAGUGAAUGCAUAUGCUCUUGGCUGUACUGAUGAAGGAUUGAGACAGGAACUUAUAAAUAUCAAAGAUUCUGGUGCUGAGGUUGAGGGACUUCAAACUGAUUAUGGAGGAACCACUGUGAAGUUGGAAAUUGUCACCAAGGAGGUCAAUGAGUGCAUUCUAUGGCUGAGUAUAGUGUUUAUUACUAUCCUGUGCGCACCACCUCCUACAGUAGUCAGAUGGUCAUCUACUCCGCCAGUGUCAGCUGAAACUAUGCAUCAGUGGAAAGGGUUCUGCGCUAUCAUCGCAAAUGCUUACUAUGUGAGGGGAAUGGCAUGGUUACCAGUGAAGACUCUGCAGCUGGAACAAAUGGCCGUGACCGGCAGUGCAGAGGAACCAUCGCUCGUAGCAAGUCGGAUGAGAAUAACAUUCAGCACGUUAGAGGUUGUCAGUCCUCAAUGGCCAAGAGCUUGACAAGGCAAACAUUCUCUUCCGGCUUCGAGUUAUUCCAAGGUGCUAUCUUCAAGCCAUUUCAAAUGCAUCUCCCACUUCUUUGAUUUGUCGAAGUGAAAGAUUUGUUAUACAAAGUUCAUCAGUUAGGCCAUAGAAAUUUCUUAUAUAAAACCCAAAAUCAUAUGCUCAUGAUUCCAAAUGCUAUUGAUCAUGUGGAUGUACAUAAAAGUAGUAGAUAAAGAAGACUUGUAUUUGCAAUGCACAGCCAAAGCUAUCAGUGAUUGUGACCA